AUGGAGCAGGUGAUCAGCGAUAGCAGCAGCUUCUGCUUGGUAGACGACCAGCGACCCAUCAAGCGCUCAGCAAACGAUUUGCAACAGCCGCAGCUUGGCGAGCUCUCAAAGAUGGCGGCAGGUUCAGCUUCCCUCUUUGGAGAUAGCAAGCGCAUGCGCACAAAUACCAGUGACCGAUCCAGCCCGCGUGGUGUUGGGAAUGACUCCAAGGAACCGUGCAGAAAUGUCAGUGACGUUGCCGACGGCGACGGUGGCGCCUCACAGCCCGCUUCUCCACCAAAGCCCGACUUGGACCGAUCAGCAAGCGAUCUAUCCAGCUCCAGCACGAGUAGUAGCGCCUCUUCCAGGAGGACCGGGGAGAGCAUGUAUCCUGCCAUAUUGGGAGAGAUGAUCGACGCGGUGCUUGAAAAGGAGGAAUAUCUCUUUUCUCCUCUCGAAGUCGUGAUGCUCAGAGAGUAUCAGCAAUUGCCAUGUGAGUGCAGGACGGCGCAGAUCUGAUUUGCGCUCUCAAAAGGCGUGAAAGUCUGACUCUUGGAUGAUCUCCACUCUCAGCGGACCCUCGUUACGUCUUUGCCAGGUUGGUGCAACGUCGGGAUGUGUGGCAACGGCCGGACAGGUUGCGAUUCGAGGAGCGAGAUUGUGGCGACUUGGCAGGGGCCAUCCGAAAGUUGUGCGAGCCUGUGUUUCUGCAGGCUUCUCAAGUAUCCCACAGCUCUGCGCAACCUGCAUCGCAAAGCAACGACUCGGAGAAGAUGGGACACUACUGCCUCGGAGUACAGGAGAUGGACCCAGACGACGUGCACGCUUCGCUAGAGCUGCUUACUUUGGAAGAGCUGAAGAGGCUGGCCAAGAUGAUGGGCAGCAAGAGGAGCUCCGAUACAAACACUCGAGCUAUCGCGAUUGCCACUCUGCUAGAAUCGCGGACCCAAUGCACCUUUUCGUUUGGACCAAGUCCUAAGAGCGGGUCAGCGACCCACAGCAACAAGGCUGCUCCGAUCAAGGGUCAAACGAAGCUCAACUUUUCUCCUACCAAGCCAGUCUCUGCUACUGACUCACACAUGCCGGCCAAAAGAUCUUCCCAGAUGGACGUGCUCAAAUGGCACAUGUCUAGCAUUAUAGGCGACUGUGUACGCUUGGCACCUUUGGCCAGAAGCUUGAUAGCUCGUCUUGCGCUAGUCUACUAUCGCGCGACGGUUCAGUCGGAAGGGUCGGCAUUGACCACUGCCGUACUGGCUCGGAGCAGGCGAAGAGUUUACCCUGUGUACCAACAUCAAAGGACAGCUCCGCUCUUUGCUUCAAGACAACAUCUCAUCUCGAUGGAGAAAGCUUUGAAACUGGAAGUGACCAUCGACGAGCUGAUCGAGUGGGACGGGAGCAAAGAGGCCUUCGCAAAGGGAUUGAACAUCUUCGAAUCGGUUUGGCAGGAGUGGAGAGAGUGCGUGGAGGAUGCUCAGAGGCAGAAUCCGGACGGGGUUGAUAGGAUGACCUACCACAAGAUGAGGUGUCAUCCUGGUUGGCCCUUGACCAGGAUCGUCUACAAGGGCGCGCACCUGCUCGGAAGAUUCAAACUGUACGAGAGGGAAGAGGAAGUGCUGAGGGCUUUGCUAGCUCAAAGAGCCUUUCGAAGAGGUAGAAGAGGAGAUUGGUACGAUCGUUUGGCGCUCAUUCUGGCGCAGUACCCGGCGGAUGGGGACGCGAAAAGGGGAAAGAUGAGAGCGUUGGAGGUGGCAGUGCAAGGCAUCGAAGAUUCCGAUACUCAUCUGAUCUACCACGAUACGCUUCAAAGAAGAAUCACGAGGCUGGAGAAUCAACUCAACAUUCCAUUCUCGCAGAAGCACGACUUCAGCUAUGCGAAACUCGCCACGUGUCGAGACCGCGUGUUUGAAGGCACAAGACUUGAUGCGAUGGCAUCCAUGGAGCCUAAAAGGGGAAUCUUUGGAAGCGUAAUGCCUAGUCAAAGACGAACGUCGGGAUCUGCUGGUGGUGGCAAAAGUUUUCCUAAACGGUCGGCCUCGAAUGAGAGCCUCUUGUCGAGCCAUGGAGAUUCUUUGUCUGGCUUCCAAGAACGAGCACCUUUGAGGAAAGUGAUCCAGGUGGAACGUGCGCACGUCGCCAGGAAGGCGGAUACGUCCGGCAGCCCUGUGGGAGUGAAUAGAAAGGGGAUCAAAAGAGAUGCAAGCACUAGCAGCCCGGUUGAUGCCGAGGGGACCAAGAAGGCGGAGAGGGACGAAAGUGAUGUGCAAGAUGUUUCGUUUGCAUCUAGCAGGUCUAGCGUGGGUGAAGUUUCUAGUGCUGGGAGUACGACGUCGAUCGAGCGCAAGUCCAUGUCUUCUAUCUGGAGAGGUCUAGAUUCGGAGCCUUGCAGAGUCGAAGAUCUUGUGCUGCAGCACUACUCGAUGCAAGGCUAUUCGGGCUAUCAUUGCGAAGGGUCGAUCAUCAGCAUGCUCUUCACCCUCUUGAUGUGGGACGUCAUCUUCUUGCCUACUCCGGGCGCCUUCGAGACGGCGUAUCAGAGCGCACCGUUGGAUAUAGGAGAGGAUUCGUUCAUCGUUGCUCGAGCGCCUCAGGUGAGGCAGAGGUUGCAUCUGAUCGAAGAGAGGGGCGGACUAGACUUGAUGGAGGAGGUGCACAAACGAGAAUCGCAGCGCAAAACUUGGGCAAUAGGUUGCAAGUGGGACACGUAUCCGCUCGAGGAUCUAUUGCAGAUCGCACAGUGCGUGGGUGGAAAGGGUCUAGCGGUGAUUUGCCAAAUGAUGUGCGAAGAAUACAUGACGGCCGGCAUGCCCGACCUGGUCGUUUGGAAUUGGAAGGAGAAAAAGGUGAGGUUUUGCGAAGUCAAGGGACCGGGAGAUAGGCUUAGGGAGAAGCAAAAAGUUUGGAUCGACGUGCUGCUUAGAGCGGGAUUGGAUGUGGAGGUGAGCAUCGUCAAGGAAGGCAUCACCUCCAAUUUCUCCGCCGGCGCCAAGGUCCAAUGA
Molecule: messenger RNA, 2975 nt
Organism: Ceraceosorus bombacis
Lineage: Eukaryota; Fungi; Basidiomycota; Exobasidiomycetes; Ceraceosorales; Ceraceosoraceae
Source: the annotation of a GenBank genome assembly